Penicillium vulpinum is the source of this 1647-nucleotide messenger RNA. RefSeq lists its product as uncharacterized. Gene Ontology annotation, cellular component: membrane. The annotation marks the transcript as partial. The record is from RefSeq and is a predicted model, not a curated record. NCBI's taxonomy places the organism in Eukaryota, Fungi, Ascomycota, Eurotiomycetes, Eurotiales, Aspergillaceae. Gene Ontology annotation, biological process: transmembrane transport. Gene Ontology annotation, molecular function: transmembrane transporter activity. The transcript is spliced from 5 exons.
UCUGUCAAGACAGAAUUUUCGACAACAUCGCCUGCCUUGAAGGAUUCUUCAGACAUGACUCAAGAUCAAGAAAAUGGUUCAGGGGCCAAUGACAGUUCAGAACGACCGAAAUGCUUCAACAGCACAUUCCAAGAAGUUCUCUUUGUCCUAACUGCCACCAUGGCCAUUGGCCAGCAGUCAUUCUUCCAGGGCUGUAUUGUGGGAGUAACAGCAUCAAUUGGCAAGGAUUUACAUAUGAAUGCCGCCGAAAUCACCUGGAUUAAUGCCGGUGCUUCCCUCACCAGUGGCGCCUUCCUGCUUACCUUCGGGAAGCUAGCUGACAUGUUCGGACGGAAGGUGCUCUUCGUCAUCGGCAUGGCUGGUUUCACUUUCUCACUGCUUAUUGCUGGCUUCGCAACAAACGCCAUCUAUAUGGAUGUCUUCUCGGGAAUUUCAGGUUUAUUCGCAGCCGCUGUUGUCCCACCCGCGGUCGGUGCCCUGGGUGCUACUUAUGAGACGCCCUCGAAGCGCAAGAAUCUUGCUUUUGCCUGCUUCAGCGCGGGAAACCCGCUGGGUUUUGUCGGCGGCAUGAUCAUCUCCGGUGUCGCGGCGCAUUUGUAUAACUGGCGUGCUUCCUUAUGGACUCUCUCUGUUGUCUAUGCCAUCUUUACCAUUUUGACCGUGUGGACUGUGCCGGCUGAUGGGUUUGAUAGAGCGCCUUUGAGCUUUGAGACUAUGAAACAAUUUGAUCUCCUCGGGACGGCGCUGGUUAUUGUUGGGUUUGCGUUCUUUUCGAGUUCGCUUUCUCUCGCUGCAGAUGCACCAGAUGGAUGGAAAACGGGAUACGUCCUUGCUCUGUUUAUUGUGGGCUUUUCCCUUCUUGUGGCGUUUCUGUACUGGCAGUCCGUUGCUAAACACCCUCUGAUGCCUCUUUGGGUUUGGCGAGAUCGGAACUUCUCUCUUCUUAUUGCAACUUGCUGCCUUGGCUUCAUGGGUUUCUCUUCCGUCAGCUUCUUCCUCGCCCUCUACCUUCAAAACUUGAAACAUCUGUCUGCCCUUGAAAUCACCGUCCAGCUACUCCCAAUGGUCGUCAGCGGAACAAUAGUCAAUAUCAUCUGCGGUCUGAUCCUGCACCGCGUAAGCAACAAAAUUCUAACCGGCAUCGGAGCCCUGGCGUACACAGUCGCGUUCCUGAUCCUGAGCUUCAUGAAGGAAGAUGCUACCUACUGGGCAUAUAUAUUCCCAGCGCUAGUUCUUGUCGUUGUUGGUGCUGAUAUUCAAUUUAACGUUACAAAUAUGUACGUGAUGUCCACCCUGCCGCCAUCCCAGCAAUCCAUCGCCGGUGGCAUCUUCAACACCGUAAACAAGUUGUGCAGCAACCUGGGCCUUGGAAUUGCUACUUCUGUACAAAGCUCGGUCGCCCAUCAGAUGACCGCUUCUACGCCUGCAAUUCGGCCUUACCUCUCGGUUUACUGGUUUUCAGCUGCGGCUACGGGACUGUCUCUGGUUUUGGUGCCAUUCUUGACAAUUGAUAAACAGGGAAAUUCUGUCCCGCAAAAUGACCAGUUGAUUUCCGGCGAGGACGCUGGUGAGAAGACAGCUGUUACUGUCAAUACGAAUUCUGUGGAUUCCUCUGCUGUGGAUAUCACGGAACACGAGAAGAGGUAG